AUGAAGUUUGUAAUAUUAUUCAUCGUUUUUAUCUGCAACUUAACCAUUUGCCUUAGUGGCCCAGUGGAGAAAUGUGAAGAGGCCAUGGAGUGUCCCGAAGGUCAAGUUUAUAAGUUGGGGCCAACCUGGGAUUGUGACAAUCGCAUUUGUCGUGGAGCGAAUCCAUACUGCCAAGAUCCUAAUGCAAGAGUUGCUCGUUGCUUCUGUGAAGAUCCCAUGGAAAGCAUGGAUGGAAACAGAUGUGUAAGACAGUGUCCAUUAUAUCCAUAA
Molecule: messenger RNA, 270 nt
Organism: Clunio marinus
Lineage: Eukaryota; Metazoa; Arthropoda; Insecta; Diptera; Chironomidae
Source: the annotation of a GenBank genome assembly